This is a messenger RNA of [Torrubiella] hemipterigena, 2218 nucleotides long. NCBI's taxonomy places the organism in Eukaryota, Fungi, Ascomycota, Sordariomycetes, Hypocreales, Clavicipitaceae. The record is from the annotation of a GenBank genome assembly.
GUCGGCCGCUCGCUUCCUCAUGGGGCCCCGUUGAUUGGCUGGAUCGCCUCGAGACCGCCACCCAUGUUGAAUGCUUGUCACCACCUUCACGUAAGAUUGACCUGCGUUACUUUCACAACCCCAGACUGUCAUCCUGUAAUUUUCUCAUUUACAUCACCAGUGUCCUGGUUUUAGAACCACGCCAUUGCAAUAUCUGCAAGUCGAAAAGACUAGCCUCACAUUGGAUCUGCUGCGCCAAACGACGGACUUACCUAGAAGCUCAGUACAGGCAUUCGCCAUCGCGCUCAGGUAGAUAUCACUGUCUACUUUGCCCAUUUCACCCACAUCAGAACAUACAAUACCUUCAUGGCUAGAUUCGGUCUCAUAUCCUCUUUUAUUAAUAAAUUGACACCGAGGACGCACCGCUAUUCCGCUAUUCCAGCGGACAACACUGAGCCACUACUUUCCAAUUCUUCCACUCCAGCUGCGACUCGUCGAAUUACUACCAAAACGAUGGUGAAGAUAUCGGCCGCUGUGUUGUUGCUUUCUGCAGCAACUAUAGGCUAUUCACUGUGCCCACCUGCGCAGAAAGGAUGCGAACAGAAUGGCACCUGUACUGCUAUUUCGAAGCAUACUUGGGGCCAGUAUUCUCCAUACUUCGCCGCCCCUUCAGAGCUAAGCUCAGCUGUCCCUAAGGGUUGCAAAGUCACAUUUGCACAGAUUCUGUCGAGACAUGGAUCUCGCAGCCCUACGGCUGAUAAAGCCCAGGUUUAUGACGAUCUGCUUCAGACGCUGCGUGACAACGUAACAGACUACGCUGCCGGCUACGAAUUUAUCAAAGACUACACCCCGCCUUUUGUGCCCGAUGAGCUGACAACCUACGGAGAAAACGAGCUGGUUACUGCCGGAGCUCUAUUCUCCAAGAGAUACAGCAGCCUGACCCAAGACAAGCCCAUGUUUGUCCGCGCGUCUGGAUCCCAUCGAGUCAUUGUGUCUGCUGAGAAGUUUGCCCAGGGUUUCUACUCUGACAGCAACCACUCGGAUGAUAUCCUUGUCAUUCCCGAAGAGUCAGGCUUCAACAACACACUCGACCAUGGUGGUUGCUCGGCCUUUGAAGACGGUGACGGAAAGAAGCUGGGCAAGAAGAAGCAAAAGGAGUGGAUGGCCAAGUUCGUGCCCGCUAUCAGCGACAGAUUGACCAAGAAGCUCAGCGGAUCCAACUUGGACACUCAGAGCAUCGUGUAUUUGAUGGAUCUCUGCCCUUUCGACACCAUUACUGACCCCAAUGCUAAGCUAUCCCCCUUUUGCCAAAUCUUCAACCAGGAUGAAUGGCUCAGCUAUGACUACUACCAAUCUCUUGAGAAGUGGUAUGUCUAUGGGCCAGGCCGUAAGCUGGCCCCGACACAGGGUGUGGGAUACGUCAAUGAACUCAUUGCGCGCUUGACUGGUCAACCGGUGCAGGAUCAUACAACCACAAACACUACGCUCGAUUCAUCUGACAAGACCUUCCCUCUGGACCGCAAGCUCUACGCUGAUUUUACACACGACAACACCAUGAUGACCAUCUACGGUGCUCUUGGCCUGUUCAAGAACACACAAAACCUACCCACUGACCGCCGGCUGUCUCCCAAGGAGCUUGACGGGUACUCGUCGUCGCGGGUAGUCUCGUUUGCCGCCCGCAUGGUCGUGGAGAAGAUGGCGUGCGAUGGCCAGGGCGAUGAGGAGCUUGUUCGUCUCCUGAUUAAUGAUCGGGUAUUCCCUCUCAAGGACUGUGAUGCAGACUCUCUGGGGCGAUGCAAGCUUGGCGCAUUUGUUAAGUCGCAGAACUUCUCCCAGUCUGGAGGUGACUGGGCGCAGUGCGAGGCUAAGGAGAAAUAAGAAUAAAAAAGUGGCUGCAUCUGGCAUAGGCGUGGAUGAUGGGCACUGAUGAAACAAAAAAGCCUGCUGAUGGAGACUCUGCAGUGUCGUAUCUAGUAACGGCAUUGACUUGGCUCACACUUGGAGUUGUAUCUAGUAGAGUAUUGCUGUUACUUGCGCGUUCCAAAACGGGGCCAGUGCUUUAUCCUGGGCUCUAGAAUAUUCAUUAAUUAAACAAAACUUGUACAAUCGUCAGAUAUGGAAUUUUCGUGAGUUCUCUCUUUUCGGAUCGGAUUUCUAGGCAGCAUCAUUUUGUGUUUUAGGAGGAGCAUGGUGCCCGCCAGUAGUUGGAGCGUGGUUUUGGUGACGAGUCGCUGGCGUG